UUUCUUCUGAGCCAUUUUUCUUCCUUGUGUUUGUGUAGCUAACCGUUUGUCAUGAAAGACCACAAACAGUAUUUUGAUUACUCUUCGUUACUUUCAUGGGUCAAGUAUAACGCUAGUUUUCUUUUGCCUGACAACAUGAGCAUUGAUAGCUUGACCGAGAAGGCCACUAUUACAAAGUUUUCUCACGGACAGAGUAACCCUACCUUCUUGGUCCAAGUACCCGCUGGCACCCCUUUUGUUAUUCGGAAGAAACCACAAGGUACCUUGUUACCUUCAGCUCACGCAGUUGAGCGAGAAUACGAGGUUGUAAGAUGUCUUGGACCAACUAAGGUACCAGUUCCGAAGGUCUACGGUUUUUGCAGUGAUUCUUCAGUUAUAGGGACACCCUUUUAUCUAAUGGAAUAUGUGAAAGGAAGAAUUUUCACUGAUCUUUCACUGCCAACUGUUGCACCAGAGGAAAGAAAGCAGAUUUAUCAGGAAAUGGCGAAAGUUUUAGCCGAAAUUCACAAUAUAGAUUACAAGAAAAUUGGACUUGAAAGUUUUGGAAUUCCUGGAAAUUACGUCAUGAGGCAGAUCCGUCGUUGGACGAAACAGUAUGAGGCAUCUUGUGAAGGCGUUGGAAGAGAUCCUUGUAUGGAUAAUCUAGUCAAAUGGCUUCCAGCAAAUAUCCCAUAUUCAGCUGUCGCACCAAGGGAAGAAAGUACAAUUGUUCAUGGUGACUAUAGAUUGGACAAUUUAGUUUUCGCCGAAGGAAGCCCAAAGAUAUUAGCUGUAUUGGAUUGGGAACUGAGUACCAUUGGAAAUCCUUUGGCAGAUGUUGCUUACAAUUGCAUGAUGUAUCGACUGUCUCCAACGAGAAGCUCGUUUGCACUUCCUCUUGAGGCGUUGGCAUCGAACCGAGAUUUAGGAAUUCCAAACGAGAUGGAAUAUCUUUCAAUGUACCAAUCAUAUCGUGGCAAAGGAAUUAUUGAUGACUGGAAUUACUACCUAGUUUUUUCCUUGUUUCGAAUAGCAGCUAUUUUGCAUGGUGUUUAUAAGAGAGCACUAAUUGGCAAUGCCAGCUCUGAUCGAGCAAGAGAGUCUGGUGAUGUUGCAAAAAGUAUAUCUCGUAUUGCGUGGAAUUUGGUGCUAGAAAGAUCCAAUUGUUCCAAUGGAAGUAUAUUGUCUCAAACUUCAGUGAGAGGAAAUAUCGGAGAUUAUGAGUUAAUGGUGAGAAAGUUUAUGGAUGAUUUUGUAUAUCCUUUUGAAAGGAGUUUCUUCGAGCACGAACAGUCAGAUCACCGUUGGUCGGUAUGGCCAGAAAUGGACACUCUGAAGAAGAAAGCUAGAGAAUUGAAUCUAUGGAAUUUAUGGAUUCCAAAGGAUCUAGGCGGUGUCCUUUCUAACGAGGAAUACGCAAAACUGGCUGAAAUCAUGGGAGGCUGUGUAUUUGCUUCAGAAAUAUUCAAUUGUAGUGCACCUGAUACAGGAAAUAUGGAAUUGCUGUUACGUUUUGGUACUGAAGAGCAAAAGGCAGUUUGGUUAGAACCCUUGUUAAGGGGCGAAAUUCGUUCUUGCUUUGCCAUGACGGAGCCGCUUGUUGCUUCAAGUGAUGCAACAAAUAUAGCCUCAACCAUUCACGAGAAGGAGGACAGUUAUAUUAUAAAUGGACACAAGUGGUGGAUCUCUGGAGCCACGGAUCCACGUUGCAAACUAAUUCUGUUUUUGGGGAAGAUGGCUCAAAAGGAUGAUAAUGUGCCCCGGCAUAAGCGACAUUCUAUCGUCUUAAUUCCUAUGGAUUCAGCUGGAGUAAAAGUCAUUAGACCUAUGCAUAUAUUUGGAUUUGAUGACGCACCUCAUGGACAUGCAGAAAUGAAAUUCGAAAACGUUGUGAUUCCAAAGAAGAAUAUACUUUUAGGUGAAGGACGAGGUUUCGAAGCUGCACAAAGCAGGCUUGGAGCCGGUAGAAUUCAUCACUGUAUGAGAGCUAUUGGCAUGGCGGAAAGAGCAUUGCAACUAUUAAUAAGGAGGGCCCAGGAAAGGCAGACGUUUGGACAACCUCUCGCGAACCACGGGGUUGUUCAAGAGGUAAUUACCAAUUGCCGUGUAGAAGUUGACCAAGCACGUUUAUUGACACAAUUUACUGCACGCGUUAUUGACAGUGAAGGGGGCGCAUCCCGUCGAGCACGGAAAUAUAUAUCCAUGACCAAAUAUGUAAUACCUCAAAUGGCAUGUCGGGUAAUCGAUAGAGCUAUUCAGAUUCACGGAGCGUUGGGACUUUGUCAAGAUUCGGUAUUAUCGCACUUGUAUGCUUCAGCAAGGACGUUGAGGCUUGCUGAUGGUCCUGAUGAAGUGCACGCUGCAAAUGUAGCCAAAUUUGAAAUUCAGUCAUCAAAAAUGUAGUAAAUAAAGGAACAAGUCAUGUUGCACAAUGUUUUUGUAUUUUAUAGGUAAGGAUAGCAGAUGGAUGAUACGCUGUCUAAAUUCCAGUCCCGACCCGCGCCAAUUUUGAAUUGUAUUGCAAAUCAUUUCGCUCAAGGCAGUCUUGAACAACCGCAUAAUACCUUUUCUAGUUUCACAAAAUGUUGAAACAGUAUGAUGAACACCAACAAUAUUUUAGUGGGACACCACGAGGCUCCACAGAAUUACAAGAAGAAACUGAAGAAGAUUUCC
Messenger RNA from Galdieria sulphuraria, 2652 nucleotides. RefSeq names its product acyl-CoA dehydrogenase. The record is from RefSeq and is a predicted model, not a curated record. Gene Ontology annotation, molecular function: flavin adenine dinucleotide binding; oxidoreductase activity, acting on the CH-CH group of donors. The transcript is spliced from 2 exons. Bases 52 to 2382 code for a protein of 776 amino acids. NCBI's taxonomy places the organism in Eukaryota, Rhodophyta, Bangiophyceae, Galdieriales, Galdieriaceae.